Molecule: messenger RNA, 828 nt
Organism: Homarus americanus (American lobster)
Lineage: Eukaryota; Metazoa; Arthropoda; Malacostraca; Decapoda; Nephropidae
Product: proline-rich extensin-like protein EPR1
Exons: 2
Coding region: 1-828 (275 amino acids)
Source: RefSeq, a predicted model, not a curated record
AUGGUGUUUUCAGGCGGCGGCGGCGUCGUAGGUGCUUGUGGCGGCGGAGUGGUGUUUGUGGCGCCGGUGGUGUUUGUGGCGGCGGUGGUGUCUGUGGCGUCGGCGGCGGUGGUGUUUGUGGCGGUGGAGGCUGUCGCGUGUGGCGGCGGCCGUAAUAUUGCGUCAGCAGCGGCCGUAAUAGGUUCUGUGGCAGCGGCAUGUUUGCGGCGGUGGCGAUGUGUUUGUGGCGGUGGCGAUGUGCCUACACGUCCCCACCUGUGUCCUGUAAAGCCCCGCCCUGCCCCAUCGACAGGCCUACACAUCCCCACCCGUGUCCCGUUGCCCCCGCCCCAUCUUCAGGCCUACACGUCCCCACCUGUGUCCUGUAAAGCCCUGCCCCGCCCCAUCGACAGGCCUACACGUCCCCACCUGUGUCCCGUUAAGCCCCGCCCCAUCUUCAGGCCUACACGUCCCCACCUGUGUCCUGUAAAGCCCCGCCCUGCCCCAUCUUCAGGCCUACACGUCCCCACCUGUGUCCUGUUAAGCCCUGCCCUGCCCCAUCGACAGGCCUACACGUCCCCACCUGUGUCCUGUAGCCCCGCCCGCCCCAUCGACAGGCCUACCGUCCCCACCUGUGUCCCGUUAAGCCUGCCCCGCCCCAUCGACAGGCCACACGUCCCCACCUGUGUCCCGUUAAGCCCCGCCCCAUCGACAGGCCUACACGUCCCCACCUGUGUCCUGUUAAGCCCGCCCCGCCCCAUCGACAGGCCUACACGUCCCCACCUGUGUCCUGUUAAGCCCGCCCCGCCCCAUCGACAGGCCUACACGUCCCCACCUGUGUCCCGUUAA